Messenger RNA from Neocloeon triangulifer, 1567 nucleotides. Its product is annotated as retinol dehydrogenase 12-like. The coding region runs from base 311 to 1387 and encodes 358 amino acids. The record is from RefSeq and is a predicted model, not a curated record. The transcript is spliced from 8 exons. Lineage: Eukaryota; Metazoa; Arthropoda; Insecta; Ephemeroptera; Baetidae.
CACCCCUCUCUGGAUGGAUCAAGAGAAGGAGCAACAAGACAAAAACUUUGAUUCUAGAGACGCCUUAAUUCUACUUAAAAGUUAUACGUCAUGCUUCGCUAAUCAAACGUGGCAUGUGGUAGGCCAAGCCGCAUUCGUUCUCACUGUUGCUCUGCUCUUCUAGGAGGAAGUGAAAGCGCGAGGCAGGCCCAAAAGUAUUAAUAACUACAAUAAGGGAAAAGUUUAUGCACCGUUAUUUUGACAGAGCACUGAAAUCACACUCCUUCCUUGGCUGUGCCGUUUGGUGGAGAGACAAACCUAGGUUUUGAAGAUGUGGAUGUACUUUGUUGCUGCCGCGCCUGUCGUUUGGCUUGUCGUUUUACUCUCGUCUUUGUACAAUUGUCCUCAGGACAAAAUCACCAUGAGCAACUUUUUCGACCGAUGCCGACAGCAGGCACUUUACAAUGCAAUUGGAAUGAAAGCUAAUCUGGACGAUCUGUUCAAUAAGAGGAAAAAUAGAUUUGCAUUACCAAGCAAUCUAAAGGGGCGAGUUGUUGUUAUCACUGGCGGAACCAGAGGAAUAGGCGUGGAGGUUAUUCGCCAGCUCUUGAAGUGUGACAUGCAAGUUGUCAUCGGAUGUCGAAAAGUCAGCGCUGGGGAGAAAGUUGUAGAAGAAAUAAGAAAGUCUGGAGUGGAGACUGGAACGACAAAAGUAUUUGAGUGCGACACAAGUACUUUGGAUUCAACUAGAAACUUUGCUCAAAAAGUCUUGAACUCCUGCCCUAAGGUUCACAUCCUCAUCAAUAAUGCUGGUAUAAUGUUGGUGCCGUAUGAAGAAACUGUCGAUGGCCAUGAAUCUCAAUGGCAGGUCAAUUACCUGAGCCACUUUUUGCUCACGAAAUUGCUUUUACCAAGACUUGAGGAAUCUGCUAGCAAUGGUCUCAACUCUCGUAUUGUGAAUCUCUCUUCCUCGGCCCACCUCGGAGGGAAAAUCGACUUUGAUAAUCUUGAAAUGAAGAAAAACUAUGUGUCAAGCACAGCCUACGGUACGUCCAAACUGGCUCAGCUUAUGUUUACCAAAAGUCUGCAGAGGAGUUUUGACGCCCGAGGCGCACCUCUGCAGAUCCACUCAGUGCACCCUGGUGUGGUCAAUACUGAUUUGUUCAAGGGAACCUACAUUGACCGCAUGUUCCCAUGGAUGCCGAGGCUCUUGUUCAAGACGCCUACUGAAGGAGCAACUCCGGUUCUCUACGCUGCUUUAUCACCUGAUAUUGAAGGAAAAGCUUGUUCUUAUAUCAGCAAUUGUUCCGAGUACCCAGUAUUAGAUGAAGCGAAUGAUGUGGAGAAGCAGGACAAACUCUUUGAAAUCUCAUGCAAAGAUGUGGGAGUGGAAAAAUUUACUCCUUAAAAAGCACCUCAGAGUAUUAAUCCGCAGAUAUUAUAUUACAGUGAUGCAUUUACUGAUAGAACAAAUCCGAAUCGAUCAAAAUCGAACGAUUCAAUUAUUUUCUUAACACUGGUAAAGGUCUGAUUUUAUUUUAUCACAUUUUUUAACUCUAAAAAAAUAAAAGAAUGUUAUUUUACCAAA